AUGGGCUCCUCGGCAUCCAAGGCGUCCCGCGCCGCCAACAGCGCCGCCCGCGUCUACCCCACAGCCGCAUCCAAAGCCGCAACGAACGCACCGAAGCCCACACAAGCCGGCCGCGCCUCGCAACCUGGUCCUACCGUGCGCCCGCAGCCGCAAGCCAGCGAGACGAGGGAUGAAGCCAUCAACCUCGACGCCGCCGACCCGGCCUUCGCCGCCCAACUCCGCUCCAUCGGCCCCGUCGAAUCGAACCCCUACACCUCCAACUCAUCCACCUCACCCUACGAACCGCACCGGCAACCGCUCGAACCCAGCACGAACACUAAAUCUACUAUGCCUCCCACCUCCUCGCGCCGCCACCCCGACGCCAACACCAGCAACCUCCCCGACUUCUCAACGGGGCCCAACCCCUUCGGCCCGCCGACGGGCGCGCCCAUGCCGCCGCGCAUGCACAACCCGGCGCUGACGAUCCUGUCGGCGCGCGAGCGGCUGGCCGAGGAGGCGGAGCAGGAGUUUGCGAACCUCGGCCGCCGCGGGGCGCCCGGGCGGCAGUUUUUGGAUGUGGUGGAGCUGAGGAAGGUGCUGGUGCUGCGGGAUCAGCGCGGCGGCGGCAGGCCGGCCGGCGAGAUUGAGCGGCAGUUGGGGUUGCGGGAGGGCGUGGUGGGGAGGCUGGGGCCGAAGGGGGUGGUGGAGGCGCUGUGA
Messenger RNA from Lasiodiplodia theobromae, 696 nucleotides. RefSeq lists its product as uncharacterized. The record is from RefSeq and is a predicted model, not a curated record. The transcript has 2 exons. The coding region runs from base 1 to 696 and encodes 231 amino acids. NCBI's taxonomy places the organism in Eukaryota, Fungi, Ascomycota, Dothideomycetes, Botryosphaeriales, Botryosphaeriaceae.